AUGUCUAAGUUGAAGGAAAACUACUGGCUGAUCUUCGGGGGACAGGGUUCACCGUCUAUCUUUUCUCCUGGAGCGUCCGCGAUCGCAGAGGAAGACGCUCAGUUGUCUCCUGCUGGCAGCAUCCUCUUGUCAAAAUGUCAUGCAGCUUUUUUGCAAGAGGUUGAGAGUCUGGACGCCGCAUCUCAGAAGGAUCUUGGCAUCAAUUUGACGUACUUCUGCUUUCCGCAGAACUUGAUCAAGCCGAAUGAACGUUAUCACGCACACCCAGUGCUUCAAGCAACCACAAUCUACCUUUGUCAACUUCUCCACUACCUCGCCCAGUUGCAACGUUCCAAUGAACCCUUCGAAGCCUCAUUCGACAGAAUCAGAGAGACCACGGGCUUCUCUUCGGGUUUCAUCACCGCCACCGUUGUUGCCCGAUCGUGCAGCCUCGACAACCUCGUAGCAAAUGGUGUUGAAGGAUUUCGGCUCGCAUUUUGGAUUGCUUGUCGCUGUCACUUUCGGAGCCUGAACGCCAAUUCAAACCGCUCUCCCGAUAGCAAUGGGGUUAGGGGAAACUUGGAUGCAACAUGCUCUCUCGUUAUCCGCGGUCUCUCAUCGGCUCAGGUGGAAGAAAAGCUGUCGAAGCAUUGCGCCACGCGGUUUUCCAGCUUGGGCUCAUCGUACCAGUCGACUUCACAAAGCCUUCAUGUUUCCGCCAUCUUAAGUCCCAGCGUUGUGGCUGUCUCUGGUCCCAAAGAGGAACUCGCUGCGUUCGAAGCUGAAGGCGUGUCUGCCUUUGCAACAAAGUUUGCCCAUGUACAUGGAUGGUACCAUGGAGGCAAUCAACUCGAGGUUGUCGUUGACGAGGUUCUUGAAGAUGCUCGACGUCGAGACAUUGUUUUCUCUACCUUGUUUGCGCCUAUGAAGCCCCUCCGAUCAACUUUUGACGGGACAUUGAUUGACGCAUCAAACGUCGACGCGGUCGGUUUUCUGCAACUGCUGGCUCGACAUUUGCUUGUUCACUGCGUGAACUGGCACGACACAGCUACUCAGAUCACUGCAAGCGUUAGAGAGUUACUGAGGGAGGAUUCUGCAGCAUGCGUCAAGCUGCUGUCUUUCGGGCCAUCGUCUAAUUCCUUGUUCCCAAUCUUUGACCCUCCUGAUGACAGGAUAAAUUUCAUGGAGCUUUCGUCGUUCAAAGCAACUUCGACGACUCAUUCAGUUGAUGACCAUCCGAAUAGCAUUGCCAUCGUUGGGAUGAGCGUCAGACUCCCCAACGCUCAGGACAGAAACGAGCUUUGGCAGAUGCUCUCCCAAGGAGUUAGUGCUGUACAGGAGGUUCCGGAAUCUAGGUUUCAAAUCUCCGAUUACUACUCCGAGAAACAACCUCAUCAUUCAAGGACAAUGCCCAUCAAGCACGGCGCAUUCCUCAAUGACGCUUUCUCAUUCGACAACAGUUUCUUCAACAUCUCACCCCGAGAGGCGAUUUCCAUGGACCCUCAACAACGACUUCUACUUCACGCAGCGCAGGAGGCCCUCGAAGAUGCCGGAUACGUCGGAGAUUCGUCACCAUCCUCUCAGAAAGCGACUACCGGUUGCUUCAUUGGCCUUGCCACGGGAGACUACACUGACAAUCUCCGCAACGACAUCGACGUUUUCUACUCUCCUGGAACCCUACGAGCCUUCCAUAGCGGAAGGAUUUCCUUCUUUCAUGGCUUCAGCGGUCCCUCAAUUGUUACUGAUACGGCAUGCUCCUCGUCAAUGGUCUCCUUGUACCAGGCUUGUCGAGCCCUGCAGACAGGCGACUGCACCACCGCAAUAGCAGGAGGCAUAAACGUGAUUUCUAGCCCAGAUAUGUAUCUUGGGCUGUCACGAGGCCACUUCCUCAGUCAAACUGGAGGCUGCAAGCCCUUUGAUGCGGCUGCAGACGGCUACUGUAGAGCUGAGGGAUGCGUCUUGUUUGUCCUUAAGCGGCUUUCAGAUGCUGUGGCAGAAAACGACAACAUCCACGGCGUUAUACGGGAUAUUAUGACGAACCAAAGCGGCAACGCGCAGUCUAUCACGCAUCCCCACAGCCCAACCCAAAUUGACCUGUUACAACGCCUUCUUAACCAAACAAAGGUUGACCCCAGGUCCAUUAGUGUCAUAGAAGCGCAUGGAACAGGUACUCAGGCCGGCGACACUCGCGAGAUGGAAAGUCUUCGGCACGUUUUUGGCCCGUAUCAUUCGGUGACAAAUCCUAUCGUUGUCAGCUCCAUCAAGGGUAACGUAGGCCACUGUGAGGCUGCGUCUGGGGCUGCGAGCUUGGCCAAAUUGCUGCUCAUGCUGCGUGAAAAGGGGAUCCCACCUCAAGCCGGGUUCAACACCAUCAACCCGCACUUCUCCGACCUGGAGAACUCUGGAUUCGUCAUACCGAGACGGAUGAUUCCUUGGAAUCACUCUAUUUCAACUCCGAGAAGAGCUAUGCUGAGCAACUUCGGCGCUGCCGGAUCGAACGCCUCUCUCUUGUUGGAAGAGUGGACCCAGCACUCAAACACGGAGACGCGAACUCGAGACCGGUCCAGCUAUGUUUUCCGAAUCUCUGCGAAGUCUCAAACUGCCCUUCAAGCGACCGUACAACAAUAUCUCAAAUUCCUCGGAGAAAGCCCUGAUCGGUCAUUGCUGAAGGACGUCUGUUACACCGCAACUGCACGGCGUCAGGCCUACGAUUAUCGCAUAUCCGUUUCAUGCAGUUCUGUAGAAGAGCUUCGGUCCAAACUGGAGACUUGCGAGGCUUCGAGCCCCCCUCCUGCCCUGUCUGCGUCGGCCACCGUGUUCUGCUUCUCUGGGCAAGGCGGCUUCUACCGCGGCGUGGGAGCUGAGCUCAUGGAAACAUUUCCAUCCUUCCGGGAGUUUGUGUCGAAGUGCGAUUCGAUCAUCAAAGGGCUGGGGAACGAAAGCAUCCUUGGGAUGUUCCGCAACGACGCGUCCAACGAUCAGUCAUUGGGGAAGUCUGAGCGCAUGAUUGCCGAACAAUGUGCCUGUGUCGUACUGGAAUUGGCGCUGGCAAGGGUGUUCAUGUCAUUUGGGAUCACUCCAGACUAUGUCGUGGGACACAGUCUUGGAGAGUAUGCCGCUUUGUGUAUAGCUGGUGCACUUUCAUUGGAAGACACUUUACGUGUCGUGUCAUCUCGGGCGAAAAUGAUGGCAUUGUACUGCGAGUCAAAUGCUUCCGGAAUGUUGGCAUGCAGCAUGUCGCCAGAUCGCGCCGGGAAUUUGAUCUCGACGAACCCCGCCUUGUCGGAGUUGACUGUGGCAUGCCUCAACGGCAUUGACGACUGUGUGAUCGGCGGGCCAUUGGACCAAAUCAGCGAGUUCCAGGGACACUGCAAGGCGUGGAAGAUUAAGACAAAGGUUUUGGACGUUCCGUUUGCUUUCCACACCAAGGCUAUGGAUCCAAUCUUGGACGAUCUUGAGGCACUUGGGCGGUCGAUCGGCUUUGCGACGCCUACAGUCCCCAUCAUUUCCAACGUAUUCGGAUGCUUUUUUCAGGCAGAGCAUCUUACUGGAAACUAUUUUGCGCUCCACGCAAGGGAGCCGGUGCGCUUUUCGGAAGGUCUGUUGGAUUUACAAUCAAGCGCCCCGCUUCACAACGCGCUAUUCCUCGACAUCGGCCCUCAUCCCAGCACAAUCCCCAUGGUUCGGAGCUUGAAUCAACAUGGCUCCUCCACAUAUCUCGGAACGUUGCAAAAGAGCCGAAGAGCGUGGGAAUCGAUCAGUGCGACCCUAGCCAACAUAUCUCUGCUGAAGAUACCUGUCAACUGGCGCGAGGUCUUUGCUGGGACGUCUGCGAGGAUGUUGUCCGGUUUACCUGGGCAUCCCCUGAAGGGCCCGAAAUUCUUCGUCCCUUAUCGGGAACAACUCCAGAGUGUUGAACAAGGCGAGACAUCAUUACCGUCUCUUCGCACAAAGACCAGAUUCAACCUAUUGCCAUGGCUGAAGCCUCAGCCGGCUCCGAGCGAUACAUUCGUGUUCGAGACGACGUUACAAAUUCUGGGUCUCCUCAUCUCAGGGCAUGACGUCGGGGGAACUGCAAUCUGUCCGGCUUCGCUCUUUCAUGAGCUUGCUUUGGAGGCAGUCAAGACAGCUAUCCCACCACUCGUCAGCCAGACUUUGGUCGUCACAAACAUGGUAUUUGCCAGUCCUCUGGUCUAUAAGCCGUCAAAAGAAGCAAAUGUUUCUGUGCACUUGACGAAGCAUAUGCCAGACGGCGGCGCAGACUUCAAAGUUUCUUCAACUUCAGCUAGCGAUCCAACAGAAAACGUUCACUGCACCGGUGUCGUAUCCCUACGAGAUCAACACGUAUUUGACUCUCAGCAGAUCAAAGAUGCAGCGCUUAUGAAGAGACAAAAGCAAUACUUUGACACAGUUGGGAAAGAACACAGCAGCAUUUUCCGAACUCGGGUGCUGUAUGAAGUUGUCUUUCCACGCGUGGUUCGGUACUCUCCCGAAUACCAAAGCAUACACUAUCUCAGAGUGAGCGACUCGAACCUGGAAGGCAUUGGGUCGUUCAAACUUCCUCAAGAAUCUGGGACGAGCUACGUCUCGCACCCUGUCUUCACGGACUCAAUUCUGCACACCGCUGGCUUCAUUGCAAACACCGCGGUUAAGGACGAAGAUGUGUGCAUAUGCGCGCGAGUUGACGCAGUGGAGAUAUCCUAUCGUGACAUCGAUUUUGGAGGCACCUUCCAGAUAUACUGCAGUCUUCUCGAAGUCAAGGGUGCUUUCCUCGCAGAUGCCAUCGUCAUGGAUACUUCCGGGCAAGUAAUUGCCGCCGUCAGGGGCAUGGAGUUCAGGAGACUUCGUUUGUCUACGUUCCAGCAGAUGCUGGCCCGCACCAAUACCCCCCCUGAGUCACGCACCAAGUCCACCCAAGACGUUGACAUGGCACUGAAAAAGACUGUCAUGGACGUUGGUGGCUUCUCCAUUGAAGACAUGGAUUACAACAAGCCAUUAGACGAGCUGGGGAUUGACUCUCUCAUGCAGAUCGAGAUUGCAUCCGGACUGGCGCGAGCAUUCCCAUUCGCAGACAAGAUGAAUCAUCGUACUCUGUCGCAAUGCGAAACCUUAGGGUCCUUGGAGAUUGCUUUGGGGCUUAUGCUACAGUCCUCUGUGGAACCUACUUCCGUUGUAGGAAGCCCCAAGAUGGUCAACGAACAGCCUCCCGGUUCACCAACUCCAGCCCCGUUAACCCAGAUUUUGUCUGACAGCAUCGGGGACAAUCCAGUUGCGCUGCACACAUCUCACCGGGAAACGACGCCGCUGUGUUUGUUCCAUGAUGGGAGCGGACAGAUCACCACGUACGCCAGGCUAAGGGGUUACGAUCGCGAUGUAUUCGCUUUUUUUGAUCCGUCAUUCGGGAGCACAAAGAAAUGUUACGAAACCAUACCUCAGAUGGCUGAAGAUUACGUGUCUCUCCUGUCAAAGUCUGCGCAUUUCCCAUUGAUGGUCGGCGGGUGGUCUUUUGGUGGGGUCGUGGCGUUCGAAGCAGCAAGACAGCUGCUUUCCAAGGGGUUCGAGGUCAAGGGCCUGGUGUUGAUCGACUCGCCGAGUCCCGUCAACCACAAGCCACUCCCGAAGGAGAUUAUUACCAGCAUCACAAGAUCCAACAGAUCAGAUGGCCAGCCCCAGGAAGGAAAGCAUAAUGCUGCACUAGAAGAAGAAUUUCAACGGAACGCGUCUCUUCUCGAACGCUACGGUGCAGAUCCAUCUGCAAUGACACGCAUGCCAGGCUUGAAAACCGUCAUGCUGAGAAGUCAAGACGUUAUGGACACUGAGAGUCUUGUGGGUUUGCGUUACGACUGGCUGAGCAAUCAGAAUGACCGAGAUGGUUCCAUCGCCGCCUGGGAGAAUCUAGUUUGCGGUCACAUCAAGGUGCUUCCUAUCCCAGGAAAUCAUUUCGAAGCAUUCAGCCCUGCAAACACUGUCGAAACUGGUCCCUUCCUGCGCGACCUUUCCCAGAAAGCGAAAUCCUCGAGGAAUCUUCAGAAGUUCCUCCUCGAUGCAGGCAACAACCUCCGGACACAUGUGUCGACCCUCGAGGAAGGUGUCAGGAAGUUAAUACCAGAAUUUCACACCGUCGCGGAGCUCGCAGAGGCCCGAAGCGAUCCGGCUGCGCAAGCAAUCUUGUCACCGGUCCUGCUCUGCAUAGCACAGCUCGGCGAUCUCAUUCACCGCACUGAGAAGACCCCAAGCCUCCUCCAAUCUAGCAGCGAUGUCCCAGGUCCAGCACGACACUUGGUUGGCUUCUGUACAGGACUUUUGCCCGCCGCAGUUGCUGCAGCUUCGACUAGCCUGGCCGAUGCCACAAGGCUUUCUCAAGAGAUUGUGUUGCUUUCGAUCAGGCUUGGACUUCAUGCGUACCGUCGCUCCGUGGCUAUAGAAGCCAUAUCCGGAGUUUGGCACAUUUACGUCAGUUCGGAAUCGCGAUCCACGUUGACUCUCAGCGGACCUCCGUCUGUCUUGCAGUCCUUCCUGUCCUCCACGGCAAUGUACGGUGUACGGAGCACAUCCCUUCCCAUAUAUACCGCCUUCCAUGCGUCCCAUCUCGCCGCUCCAGAUGUUGGCGCAAUAAUCGGUACUUCACCUGUGUUCACUACCAGGAUUCCUCAAGGGACUACGCUCUUCUCGCCGACCACUGGAUCUGCCUACGACGGCGAGACUCUGUACGAGUUCCUGCGACAAGCUCUUCAUGACAUCUUCCAAGAAAAGCUCUUGCCGUCAAAAACCCUCGAUUCAGCUCUUCAUCGUUCGUCGGGCUCGAAGCUUUCGGUUCACGUGUUCGGCCCUUCUAACGCGGGAGGCUUCCUGGAGAAGUCCCUCGCUGCGUCCGGAUUCAAAGAUGCGAAGGUCCAAUUAUCUGAGAUUGCCGAGACUGGUGAACCCCAGGAUGCCAUUGCCAUUGUUGGCAUGUCUGGUAGAUUUCCUGGUGGUGACAACCUCCAGGCCUUCUGGGAUAUUCUUGUGCAAGGGAAAGACCUCCACAAAAAGGUGCCCAAAGAUCGCUUCGACGUUAACCUUCACUGCGAUCCAACCGGCAAGACCCCGAACUCCACCCUCUCUGCUUUCGGGUGCUUCUUGGACAAACCAGGUUACUUCGACAACCUCAUGUUCAACAUGUCUCCCCGCGAAGCUGCUCAGACGGAUCCAUGCCAGCGGCUGCUGCUGAUGGCAGCGUACGAAGCACUCGAGACAGCCGGCUACAGAUACGACGCCAAGCCGGAUCGAGGCAACGUCGGGUCCUUCGUAGGGCUUACGACGGAUGACUGGCGAGAGUACAACAUCAGCCAGGAAAUCGACAUGUAUUUUGUCACAGGUGGUCUUCGUUCGUUUGGCUCGGGAAGACUGAACUACUUCUUCAAGCUCGAGGGGCCUUCGUAUGUCCUCGACACCGCUUGUUCUUCCAGCGCGGCAUCCAUUGAGCUGGCCUGCGCUUCGCUCCUUGGUCGUGACUGCGACAUGGCUUUGGCUGGUGGAGCCAACGUCAUGACCGGUCCGAAUCUCUGGGCAGGCCUCAGCCGAGCUGGCUUCGUCUCCCCUACGGGCUCCUGCAAGACUUUCGACGAGACCGCCGAUGGCUACUGUCGCGGGGAGGGUGUUGGCAUUAUUGUUCUCAAGCGUUUGGAGGAUGCGAUCCAAGCGGGAGAUAACAUCCAGGGCGUCAUCAGGGGUAUCGCGACGAACCACUCGGCGAACGCCCUGUCCAUCACGCAGCCUCACGGCCCGACGCAGAAGAAACUAUACAACCAGGUUUUGCGUAAAGCCAAUCUGACACCCGACCAAAUCCAAUACGUCGAGAUGCAUGGAACCGGAACCCAGGCUGGGGACGUUACCGAGAUGAACUCGGUCGUGUCAACGUUUGCAUCCGGUCGCGAACCUACGAACCCUCUCUACGUUGGCGGCAUCAAAGCCAAUGUCGGUCAUGGCGAAGCAGCAGCUGGCGUUACUUCUGUUAUCAAGGCACUGAUGAUGUUCCGGGAGAAUGCCAUACCUCCUCACGCUGGGAUCAAAACCAGAAUCAACAGCAAAUUUCCCCCGCUGGAGAAAGCUAACAUUCACAUUGCUCGCGAAUUGAAACCUUUCAUGACCGACAAAGAACCAAGAAGAAUCAUGAUUGGCAACUUCGGCGCGACUGGUGGCAAUACUUGCAUGGUUAUCGAAGAGCCGCCUCGAAGGUCUAUCAUUGGCAAGGAUCCUCGCAACGUCCAAGUUGUUACAGUUUCGGCAAAAACCCGAUCUUCACUCAGAGGCAACAAACAACGGCUCCUCGACUACCUUGUCAGGUAUCCGAACUUAGGACUCGAGAACAUCGCGUACACUCUGACCGCACGGAGGUCCCAUCAGCCUCUGCGCUCAUCCUUCUGCGCAUCGAGUGUACAAGGCCUCAUCAAGGCACUUUCCUCAGACCUUGGCAGGACCACCGACGUCGUCAACAGCGUCGGCCAGGGCUCCAUUGUGUUCGUCUUUCCGGGACAAGGGGUCAAGUUCUUCGGCCUUGCGAAGAAUCUUUAUGGUUCAUGCCCGCAAUUGCAGCAGUCGAUCUUGGAACUCAACAACAUCGCCAAGACCCUGGGCCUGCCGCCGUUCAUCGAUCUCAUUCUCAGAGAACAGUCGAACGGAGCCAGCCCAACGCGCACACAUCUCGCCAUCGUGGCUCUGGAGAUUGCAAUCGCUCAGCUUCUCAAGUCGUGGGGCAUUGUUCCCAAUGCCGUACUCGGCCACAGCUUGGGCGAGUAUGCGGCCCUCUGUACAGCAGGUGUGCUGACGGUCGCCGAUACUCUUCUCCUCGUCGGUCGGCGGGCUCAGUUGGUUGAGAAGCUGUGUGUGAAAGACACCCAUGGUAUGUUGGCGAUCAGUGCACCUGCGCAGAAGGUCCAGACUCUCAUCGACGAGACCCCCGGGGCGGGCAUCGCCAUCGCCUGCUUCAACAGCCCCAUGUCGGUUGUUGUCAACGGUAAAAUGGAGGCCUUGGAACGCUUCCGCACGACGCUGAGAGAAGGCAAUUCGAUCAAGUCGACCUACUUAUCGACUCCUUACGCAUUCCAUUCAGCCCAGCUCAACCCCAUGCUCGACGCCUACCAGACCGUGGCCAAGUCUGCCCAGUUCUGUAAACCAUCCAUUCCGGUGGUCUCGACUCUUCUUGGGCGGGUGGUCGACAAGGACGGUGUCUUCUCGGCCUCUUAUCUGGCCGAGCAGACUCGCAAACCGGUUCGUUUUGAAACGGCGAUCACGGCGGCUCGUGAUGCUGGAUACAUCACCAACAACACCCUGAUUGUGGAGGCCGGGCCCGGCGCUAUGUGUCUUUCAAUGGCAAAGUCCACACUCGCUGCCCCCUGCAAGCUUCUUCCGGCGUUGCAAUCCGGGAGCUCUACUUGGGAGGCUCUUUCUCAAAUUGUCGCGGAAGCUUACACGAGUGGCGUCUCCGUGGACUGGGCAGAGUUCCAUCGUCCUUACAAGCCCAGCUUGUCCGUCUUGGACCUCCCGACAUACCAUUUCGACCUCAAGGACUUCUGGAUCCAGUACCGCGGUGGCGUUGCAGCCCUCGAAAGAGACAUGAAGGCAAAGUCCUUGCAGGGUUCCCAGAGUCCCGGACAGGCGUCCUUGGGCACUUGCUUGCACCGUCUCGAGUCCGAAGACAUCGCAAAGGACAACGGCACGGUCGAGUUUUCGGUCGACCUCCAGGAGCCGUCUUUGCGCAAGUUGAUCGAUGGUCACAACGUCGUCGGCAUCGCACUCACGCCCAGCGGCGUUUAUCAAGAGAUGGCUUGGAGCGCAGCCCGUCAUCUGCACGGUCGUAUGAGCCCGGGUGGUUCAGAUGCGCAGAUGGUUUUGCAGAAACUUGACAUCUUCUCGCCCCUUUUCCUGGCGCAGUCGACGAGCCCGCAGAUCGUCACGGUCCGCGCAACCACCAAGACAGGGUCCAACACCUUCGUCGUCACCGUCAGCUCGGACAAGGACCACUCGCGCUGCGAGCUUGUCAUUGCACCUCCCCACCAGACGCAGAAGGACGAAUGGAAAGCUCGACGAGCCCUAGUCGCGCCGAGAUCCGCCGAGCUCAUGCAGCCCGCAUCUCAACAUCCCGUGUACCGGCUGUUCAAGCAGAUGGUGUACAAGAUCUUCUCUCCCAUCACGGACUACUCGAGCGAAUACUGGUCCAUCAACGAGGUGUUCAUCGACCAGUCUUUUACCGAGGCUGCAUUCAAACUGGAUCUGCGCGAGACUCCGGCCGGGUCGUCUUUCACCUACGACCCCUGCUGGCUGGACAGCAUCGCCCAAACCGCUGGCUUCCUGCUCAACUCCAAUGCGUCCAAUCCGGCAGACGUGGUUUACAUGUCUACCGGUUGCGAUGCCUUGAAGCUCAGCAACGAGCUGACAGGCGGGAGGCAGUACCUCUGUUACGUCCGCGCGGAGAUUUCGGACAACAGCAGCAGUGUGGUCUGUGAAACGACCGUCUUUGACGAGACCAGUGCCGUUGCCAUCGGCGAGGGUCUCAAGUUCAAGCGGGUGAGAAAAGACCGCCUCCGCCAACUGCUUGGCUUGCCUUCGGCAAUACAAUCCGAUCAGGUCAAGAACAAGGCUGCCCCGCCAGAGAAGAAGAUUGCUGUCGAGAAGGGAGUCAAGCAGCCCCGAGUGACCAGUGACUCCACCGAUAAGCCAACCGCAAAGGUCUCCCGUCGCGAAACUUCGGACCACGAGCAACUCUCCGCCGUACUGAAGGUUAUCAGUGCCGAGGUCGGGACUCAGCUGGAGGACGUGGAGAACCACACCACACUGGAGGACUUGGGCGUCGACUCCCUCCUCACGGUCGCCAUCACCUCCAGACUGAAGUCGGAGCAGAACAUCGAACUGCCUGCAUCCCUCAUCGCCGGCCCGACCACGAUAGCAGAGCUCAUUGCCUACUUUGAGGAUUCGACGGCGGAUAUCGUUGACGAGCCCACCGACGAGAGCGGCGCCUCUACCCAGGAUUCGCCAUCGUCCGCUAUCUCGACUCCGCCGACUUUGCCAGUCGCCGAUUCCCCGAUAUCUGGCAUCCCAGGCCUCGAGGGUGUCGACAUGAAGGACAUUCUUCUUUCUGUCAUCGCCAAGGAGAGCGGGCUCGAUCCGAGCGAGAUUGGCAUGGACACCUCUCUCGCUGAUAUCGGCGUCGACUCUCUCAUGAGCAUUGCCAUUAUCGGAGCCGUGAAGGAGCAGACUGGAACCGAGCUCCCGGCUUCUCUUCUCGCGGACUGCGCGACCGUAUCGCAAGUUGUCCGCACUAUUGCCAGUGACAAUUCCCAAGGCUCACUCUCGCUAGACGACUCCACCCUUUUUCCGUCAGAGGAACUUCUUCCCCAAGUGGUCCUUCGGCAGGUGAAGCCAUUUAACCCUGAAGAGUACCACAGCAACGUCGUCCUCCUCCAGGGCCAGCCGCAGAGUCAACAACGCCUGUUCCUCAUCACAGACGGCUCCGGUUCGGCAGCGGUCUACCUCCACCUCCCCAAGCUAGCUCCGAACCUGACAGUCUACGCGCUUGAAGCGCCUUUUCUGGGCAGAGCGUCUGAGUUCACGGGCAGCAUGGAGCAGAUCGGGUCCAUCUACGCGCGCGCCAUCCGCUCCGUGCAGCCCCACGGGCCCUACAUGAUCGGCGGCUUCUCCGUGGGCGGCAUGUUCGCCUACGAGACCCUGCGCCAGCUCGUUGAGGGCGGCGAGGAGAUCCACAGCUUCCUCGUCUUCGACGCCGCGUGUCCGAAGAAGCUGCAGGGCAUCCCGGACGUGACCGUCGAGGUCUGCGAGAUGACGGGCAUCUUCGACAGCAUUUCCGAGACGGACAAGCGGAGGCCCCUGACGCUCGAGCAGAAGACGUACGUCGCGGGCUGCGUCAAGUGCGUCAUGAACUACGACCCGGUGCCCCUCCCGGCGCAUGCCAGGCCGGUGCACACGUUCAUCAUCUGGGCCCGGAACGGGUUCUUCGACAAGCUGUCUGACAAGGUCAUCGAGGCGGACAAGAUCCUGACGGCCAAGAGUGGCCUACAGAAGGAGGCUAACCCGGACUGGAUGGAGUGGUUGACCGUGGAGCGUAGUUCGUUUGGUCCUAGAGGUUGGGAUAGGUUGGUCGGGGAUGUCGAGACGUUUGUCGUCGACGGUGAUCAUUUCUCCAUCAUGAUGCGUCCAAGGAUCACCAACGAAACGGGACCUCUGGUGCAGAAGUUGGCCAAGAAAAUGGUAUCGACGCUGAACAAACCUCGGCAACUAACGCAAGUUGCCGAGUCCCCCGCAGCGCUUCAAAAGAUUCGAGACACGUUCAAGAACUCGACUGAUCUCGUCCUCGGCUUCUCCGACGAGGCAGGAUGCUCUGGGUUCUGGGACGAGGUGUUCCCUACCCAGCAACAGUUGGUCCUCGCCUUCGUCACCGAAUCGCUGGCCCGGAUGGGCUGCAACCUAGACGCGCUGGCGCCCGAAGAGGCUCUGGAAAUCACCAACACUCUCCCCAAGCACCAAAAUCUGCUCCAGAUCAUCUACCAAAUCCUCCAAGACGGCGGUCUGGUCAAGUCCCAGCACGGCAGGUUCCUCCGAACCUACCAGCCCGUCGACAAGACACCCUCGUGGGCGAUCUACAACCAGCUCAUCCGAGACCACCCCCUCCACAACAGCGAGCACGAACUCCUCCAAGUCGCGGGCUCCAAGCUGGCCGAGUGCCUCACGGGGGCGAUCGAGCCGCUCAGCCUCAUCUUCGGCAAGAGCCGCGGCCUGCUUCAGGAGUUCUACACCAACGCGCCCAUGUUCGUGGCCGCGUCCAAGUUCGCCUGCGAGAUCAUCGGGCGCGCGUUCGCGGGUGUUACGUCCCGCGUCGAGAUCCUCGAGGUCGGCGCCGGCCUCGGCGGUACGACAAAGUACGUGCUCGACAAGCUCGUCGAGAACGCGGUCCCCUUCACGUACACGUACACGGACAUCUCGUCCUCCUUCCUGGCCGAGGCGAAGAAGAGGUACGCCCACCUGCCCCCGGGCAGCGUCGAGUUCGUGCCACUGGACAUCGAGAAGACGCCCCCCGAGAAGCUGUGCGGGCGGUUCCACGCUGUGCUGUCGUCCAACUGCGUCCACGCCACCAGGAGCCUCGCGGCGUCCUGCGGCAACAUCCGCAAGCUGCUCCGCCCCGGGGGCUUCGUGGUUCUCGUCGAGUUCACGACGAGGCUGUCGUGGUUGGAUCUGGUGUUUGGGCUGCUCGAGGGGUGGUGGCGCUUCGACGACGGACGUACGCAUUGCUUGGCUGAUGAGCACUUGUGGGAGUCGACGCUGAAGGCUGUUGGUUUCGAGAACGUGCUCUGGUCGGACGCUGAAGGGAACGAUAAGCCGAAUCCUCAAACUCUCGUGGCUUUUUGA
Colletotrichum gloeosporioides is the source of this 13377-nucleotide messenger RNA. Its product is annotated as Non-reducing polyketide synthase terA. Gene Ontology annotation, molecular function: 3-oxoacyl-[acyl-carrier-protein] synthase activity; phosphopantetheine binding; fatty acid synthase activity. Gene Ontology annotation, biological process: fatty acid biosynthetic process; secondary metabolite biosynthetic process. The record is from RefSeq and is a predicted model, not a curated record. The transcript is spliced from 15 exons. Lineage: Eukaryota; Fungi; Ascomycota; Sordariomycetes; Glomerellales; Glomerellaceae. Bases 1 to 13377 code for a protein of 4458 amino acids.